CUGCAUUAUUUAUUCGUAUUUUGUUGACAUACAUGCAUUUUAUUUAUGCAUAUUUAUAUAUCUUUGGCUAAUAUAGAUAAUUUAUUUUAGCAGAUAUAUGUUUUAUAGUAUAUACUAUAUGCUUUAACAGUUAUAUACUGUAUAGAUGAUUUAGUUGUAUACAUAUUUUUAGUAUGUUCUUGGACAAUAUACGUUUUAAAAUUGAUGACUGUUAAGUUUCAAAUAUUUAUUGUAUUUAUUGUAUAAGAAAUCAAGAUUCAAUCAAGUAAAAGUAAUGUUUGCUUUAGUUGCUGACUAUAAAUCUUCUGAAAGCAGUUCCAGCUCUGAAAAUGAAGAAAUUGAACGUCCUACCAAGUUACCACUUCCUUCUUUAUCUGAUCUUGUAGGUGAAAAAAGUUCUUAUACUGACCUUCAAAAAAGAAAACUUAUAAACAACUCAGUGUACAUGAACCCAUAUUUGAAAGCAGAAGAGGAAAGUUUGUCUAAGCUUUCAAAACACAGACCUUUAGUAGAUAUAAAACCAGAAGUUAAGAAAGAGAAACAUUUUUCAAAGAAGAAAAACAAACUAAAGUUGUGUGCUUAUUUUUUCAAACACGGAACUUGUAAGUUUGCAGAUCAAUGUAAAUUUUUACACAGCUUACAAAAUAAUUUAGAAACAGAAAAAAAUAAAGCAAGUUUUCCUGAAGCAUCCCUGUCAAAAGAAACCACAGUUUCUAAGAAGUCUAUAGAAAGAUCAUCAAAAAUUAAAAACAUAGCAUUUUUGGAGAACGCUGAGUUAGCAAAGGUUACCAAUAUAUCUGAAACAGAUGAUUCUAUAUGGGAAAAUAAAAAAAUACACACAAAAAAAAGAGUUGGACUGACAGAUAAUAUUGUUCCACCAAAAAAAGCUUUAAAGGCAUAUAAAAUGACUCAACAAUAGUUUCUGAAUUAUUUUUUUAGUUUUGUUUAAAAUCAAAAAGUUGGUUAAUAAGUAUUUAUGAUUUUAACAAAAAAAAAAAUUUCUAUAAAUAAUUAUCGUAAAAUUCAUAUAUUCAUGUUUCGUGUUGUUCUUCUAUAUUUGAAUUCAGUUUUUAAUUAAGUCUUUGUAAGUAAAUGAGAUAAAAAAAAAUAUUUACUUGA
Hydra vulgaris (swiftwater hydra) is the source of this 1119-nucleotide messenger RNA. RefSeq lists its product as uncharacterized. Lineage: Eukaryota; Metazoa; Cnidaria; Hydrozoa; Anthoathecata; Hydridae. Gene Ontology annotation, molecular function: metal ion binding. The record is from RefSeq and is a predicted model, not a curated record.